Molecule: messenger RNA, 1076 nt
Organism: Marasmius oreades (fairy-ring Marasmius)
Lineage: Eukaryota; Fungi; Basidiomycota; Agaricomycetes; Agaricales; Marasmiaceae
Exons: 2
Coding region: 129-911 (260 amino acids)
Source: RefSeq, a predicted model, not a curated record
GAUAUCUCCGGAAUGCUCAUACUGUUUCUCCCACCGUCACCCUGUGAACUUGAUACGGAUCUAUCCCGCACGCGGUAUAAAAAGCAGCCAAGAAGAAAUCCAGGAAUACUUAUCCACCACCACCUGGCAUGAUCCCGCUCGCGUUGAAAGUAACCCUGGUCUUGUUCAGUGCAAUCGUCUUCAGAGGUGCUCAUAAGCCACCAAAUUCGAUACUACAUGGGCCACGGCCGCCCAAAAACGCAACGCCUGCCGAGAAGAGAGACUGGAUAUUCAAUCACUACGGCCCUCCGUUGAGCUCUUUCCAGCGGAAAGUAUGCUACAUCAUCACAAUCUUCGAAUCUAUCUUCCUCUUAAGAACUCAAUAUCCUGUUUUCAAUCAACUUCUUCCCGUAAAAUUUGAUGGAAAAACCUCAUCAUACUCAUCAUCUGAUGCACGAUUCUUCGCACUGGCGUUCGGAAUAGCAAGCGAUCUCCUUCGUAUCUCCUGUCAACGGCGCCUUGGCAGCAGUUUCACCUGGCACAUUGCUGGACUUCGACAUGGUACUGAAGAUGACUCCGACGAAACUGCCGGUCCACGAGCAGAAGAAAAACAAACGAAACAGAAAUUAAUAACGACAGGACCAUACUCAAUCGUCCGGCACCCAUCGUACACAGCAUUCUGGAUGUCACUGAUUGGGAUUACGACCUAUCAUCUGUUGCCUGGAUCUUUCGUAAGGGAGAGCGGGAUUGUUAGUGAAACGACGGUAGGGAAGGUCGUUCUUGGUGUUUGGAUUAUAUCAUGCAUAUGGAUCUCGACCUUCUUGGCCUUACGGAUAGAUACUGAGGAUGAGACGUUGAGGACGACGUUUGGGAAGGAAUGGGAGAUGUGGAGGAAGCAAGUGCCCUGGAGGACGAUACCGGGGGUGUGGUAGCAGUAAUGGCGAAGGUCUAGGGAAGAGAUUGCGUGCGAAAGUUCAGAUGUCCGAGGACUUAAGGGGAGGUUGAUGUUUAAGUUCCCACGACAACGGUCAAAAUAAAAAUUCUUACUUGUAAAUUGGCAGGUCUUCUUAUGAUAAUGAUAAUACGCUUUAGAUCAG